Molecule: messenger RNA, 2032 nt
Organism: Pristis pectinata (smalltooth sawfish)
Lineage: Eukaryota; Metazoa; Chordata; Chondrichthyes; Rhinopristiformes; Pristidae
Product: ribose-phosphate pyrophosphokinase 2-like
Exons: 7
Coding region: 75-1031 (318 amino acids)
Biological process (GO): 5-phosphoribose 1-diphosphate biosynthetic process; purine nucleotide biosynthetic process; ribonucleoside monophosphate biosynthetic process
Cellular component (GO): ribose phosphate diphosphokinase complex; cytoplasm
Molecular function (GO): ribose phosphate diphosphokinase activity; magnesium ion binding
Source: RefSeq, a predicted model, not a curated record
UGGCGGCGGGCUGCGGGCGGCGGUUCGCGGGUCUGCGCCGGCGGAGCGUUGGGCUCCGGGGCUCAGUCGCCGCUAUGCCGAACAUCGUGCUGUUCAGCGGCAGCUCGCACCAGGAACUGUCGCAGCGGGUGGCAGACAGGCUCGGGCUGGAGCUGGGCAAAGUAGUGACCAAAAAAUUCAGCAACCAGGAGACCUGUGUGGAAAUUGGGGAGAGUGUGCGAGGUGAAGAUGUAUACAUCAUCCAGAGUGGCUGUGGGGAAAUCAAUGAUAAUUUAAUGGAGCUAUUGAUAAUGAUAAAUGCCUGCAAGUUUGCAUCAUCAUCUCGAGUCACCGCAGUUAUUCCUUGUUUUCCCUAUGCUAGACAAGACAAGAAGGACAAGAGUCGUGCCCCUAUUUCUGCUAAGCUUGUGGCCAACAUGCUGUCAGUUGCUGGAGCAGAUCAUAUUAUCACCAUGGAUUUGCAUGCCUCUCAAAUACAGGGUUUCUUUGAUAUUCCUGUGGAUAACUUGUAUGCAGAACCAGCAGUACUGCAAUGGAUAAAGGAAAAUAUUCCAGAAUGGAGGAAUUCUAUAAUUGUGUCUCCAGAUGCUGGUGGAGCCAAAAGGGUGACAUCAAUCGCAGAUAGGCUGAAUGUUGAAUUUGCUCUAAUCCACAAGGAAAGAAAGAAAGCAAAUGAGGUGGACAGAAUGGUACUUGUUGGUGAUGUUGAAAACAGAGUGGCCAUUCUUGUAGAUGACAUGGCAGACACAUGUGGAACCAUAUGUCAUGCUGCUGAUAAGUUGCUGAGUGCUGGUGCAACCAAAGUUUAUGCUAUCCUUACCCAUGGUAUCUUCUCUGGCCCUGCAAUUAGUCGAAUAAACAAUGCUGCUUUUGAAGCUGUUGUUGUAACUAACACCAUUCCACAAGAAGGAAAAAUGAAUGUUUGCUCAAAGGUUCAGGUGAUUGAUAUAUCUAUGAUCCUUGCUGAGGCAAUUCGUAGAACCCACAAUGGUGAAUCUGUGUCAUACCUAUUCAGCCAUGUUCCAUUGUAAGCUGAUGAGAUUUUUAGCUUUCCAGCAUUGUGUUGGACGAAAUAUUGUUCUACAUUUGGGGAACUCAUCACUAAUUACAGGAAUAUACAGUUAACUAGUCACCAACUGAAAGAACUCACUGUCAUAAGUUAUAAAAUACAUCCAUACUUGCAAGCUGAAGGCAUGAAAAUGUAACCAUUUUAUGUUAUGGACUGGAUUUUACUUACUAUCAGCAUUUCUAUAAGGAAAAAAGUGCUGUGUACAGACAGAGUUCUGUUUUUGUACUUUAUUAGAAAUGUAAGCUCUUGAAGUGAAUUUCUAUGAAAUGUCACACUUGUUACUGGUCAUGUGGCUUUUCUACACUACAAGCCAAUUAAAUACUUGUGGUUAUAUGCUGAUUCUUAUAUGAAGCAAAUGUUUUGGUGGGGGGGGGGGGGGGGGGGAAGAGAGGAGAAAAUUGUGAUGUUUAUGAUGCAAUGCAGUAAUUCUGAAUAGACAUUCCAUUAAAUUAUUAAACUGAUUUGUACAUUUUGGUAUUGUCAGCUAUUUGCAUUCUGUAGUAACAGGAGGAAACUAGUCAGUGGAUUCACAGAUUGAUUUAAUGAAUUCAAAUGCCUAUACAGUUUUGAGAAAAAAAUUAUUAAUUUGAAACAAUUGCAGUGCAUUGAGUGGCUUAAGUAAAAUCUCUGAAGGGUUACCUACAAUUAUAAUUUUUGUUCGGAAGCCAGUUGUGUGGAUGAAGUGGUUAGGAAACAGUAAUUCAAGUUCUUUAAACAUGAAGCUGCUUUUUAUUCAAUUGAAAACCAUGUCUGGACUCUAUAAAUUUCGUAAAGUUGAGCUGUAAUAAAUGAAAAGGUGUUUACUUAAGUAUCUGGGUGGAGGCAGCUGCUCACUCUUGUUUGAGCAUUGUGUAUACCCUUAAACAAGUUUUAUUCAUCAUGUGAGCAAACUGUUUUGACAUUAAGAAAUAAUUUGAAUAAAUGAUUUGGAGAACCUUGUCAAAAUUGGAAUCUCUAUCUCUU